Messenger RNA from Chlorella variabilis, 294 nucleotides. RefSeq lists its product as hypothetical. The transcript has 3 exons. Lineage: Eukaryota; Viridiplantae; Chlorophyta; Trebouxiophyceae; Chlorellales; Chlorellaceae. Gene Ontology annotation, molecular function: alpha-1,3-mannosylglycoprotein 2-beta-N-acetylglucosaminyltransferase activity. The annotation marks the transcript as partial. The record is from RefSeq and is a predicted model, not a curated record. Gene Ontology annotation, cellular component: Golgi apparatus.
CUGGCGCAGCAUUACAAGUGGGGCCUGGACCGGCUGUUUGCGGAGAAGCACAGCCACGCGGUGAUUGUGGAGGACGACAUGCUGUUCAGCCCAGACUUCCUGCUGUACUUUGAGGCCACCGCGCCGCUGCUGGAUGCCGACCCCACGCUGUGGUGCGUCUCCUCCUGGAACGACAACGGCUUUGUGACGGGGCACGCCUGGAACGCCAGCCGCCUCUUCCGCAGCUCUUACUUUCCUGGGCUGGGGUGGAUGAUGAAGCGGGAGCUGUGGGAGGAGCUGGGCCCCAAGUGGCCG